AUGAUCCUCGGAAUAGACCUUGCCGGCGACGUGGAGGAAGUUGGCGAGGAUAUCGUCGAACUGAAGGAAGGAGGUCAAGUUUUCUGUCAGAGUCAAUGGGACAGGAAAACCGCUGGUUUUCAGCAGUAUGCGCUCGGUCUGGCCGCGACAACAGGAUCCCAGCCAAUCUCUCGUACGACGAGGCAGCGACUCGACCUAUGGCGCUUUCGACGGCCUUUGUUGGUCUUUUCAACCAGAAUCUACAUGGGGCCGGUUUGUCCGCACCAAUUACCCAAGCUGAAGAAGGCGAAUACGGCGGCGGACCUCUCGUCGUCCUCGGCGGAGCCAGCUCUGUCGGCCAAUCGACGAUCCAGCCUGCCAAAUUCGUGGGGUUCUCGCCUAUCGUCGUCACAGCAGCUCUAA
Messenger RNA from Cyclocybe aegerita, 402 nucleotides. NCBI's taxonomy places the organism in Eukaryota, Fungi, Basidiomycota, Agaricomycetes, Agaricales, Hemipholiotaceae. The record is from the annotation of a GenBank genome assembly.